Molecule: messenger RNA, 1038 nt
Organism: Serendipita indica DSM 11827
Lineage: Eukaryota; Fungi; Basidiomycota; Agaricomycetes; Sebacinales; Serendipitaceae
Source: the annotation of a GenBank genome assembly
AUGUCUCUCCCAUCGAACCAUACAGCUCUCGUCGUCGUCGAACGCGGCAAGGUUGCCAUCAAGCAGCAAGCCUUGCCAGAGUGUGCCGAUGACGAGGUCCUUGUCAAAGUAAAAGCCGUCGCAAUCAAUCCAACGGACUGGAAGCACAUCGACUGGGUACUCCAGCCGGGACAGUCUGUGGGAUGCGAUUUCUCGGGAACCAUCUGUGCCAUGGGUAAGAAUGCGAAGAAUAAAGGCUUCAGCAUCGGUGAUCCCGUCGCGGGAAUCACGCCUGGCCCCGCAAUCAAGCCAAACAAUGGUGCAUUCCAAGAGUACGUCGCUGCGCACACGGACAAUAUCUGGAAGAAGCCCGACAUCCUCCCAUACGAGAGUGCUGCCCAUAUGGGCGGUGUUUCCCUCUCAGCAGCGGCUUUUGCAAUCCAUUGCAAGCUCGGUAUUCCUUUGAAGGGGGUCACUGACCGUAAGCCUAUUAUAAUCUGGUCUGGUGCGAGUGGCGUCGGAAUGGCCGCUAUCAAGAUCGCCUCCCUUGCGGGAAUGCGCGUCAUUACGACUGCUGCUGAGCAGAACAAAGCUCUCCUCCAGAAACUGGGUGCCGAAGCCGUUAUCGAUUACAAGGACCCCGAAGCCGUGCAGAAGGUGAAGCAGUGGGCAAACAAUGCCGGCUGCGGAGCUAUCAAGCUCGCAUUUGACUGCAUUUCCGAGCACGAUAGCACGCAAAAGUGCUGCGACAUCGUCGGUCAAGGUGGCAAAGUCAUCAGGCUGGACACGAUGACUCCUUCACCAAAUUUGGAUGCCAAGGGUGCCGAGGUGGAGCAGAUUUUGCUGUAUACCGCAUUGGAUCCGAAGAACGUUGAUCAUAAGGCGUUGGCGGAAUGGAACAGGAUGAUGCCUUCUCUCAUCGAGAGCAAGAAGUUGACCAAGGACGACGUGCCCCUCAAGCUGUUCCAUGGCUUCGAGGAACUGCCAGAAGCGAUUGAUUAUAUGCGAAAGGGCAAGGCCCAUGGCGAAAAGGUCGUUGUGGUGUUGCAGAAGAACUGA